CAUAAAUUAAAAUUCCGAUUGAUUCUUGAUUCGGUUUGGAGGUUAUGUUUGGCUUGCAUUUAUGUGUUUGUUAUUAACAAUUUUACAAAUAUUUAAUAAAAAUGGACGUUAAAAAAGAAUCCAAUAAAGGAGACGAAGAUGGAAUAGAAAUUAUACAAUUGGAUAUUGAAAACGACGAUAAAAUUAAAACUGAAACUCCAAAAACAGCUAAAGACCUUUUCUCAGAUUUUAAGCCUGAUUCAGGCAGCGAUUUGGAGCACAACGACGAGGAUGAUACCGAUGAUGAUGAAGAUGAUGAUGAACCUCUAGCUAAGAGAAUUAAAAAGGAAAAUCCUGGUAAAACUGGAAAAAAGAGAAGAGACUCGAAGUCUAAUGGUACCCCAAAUAAUAAGAAGUACUUGCAGAAGUAUAAGAAAGAAUGGGAAGAUAUACCUUCAGUGAAGCCUUGGUUGUCUGAGAGUGUACAUGGUGAAACCUACUUCUAUUGUAAAUUUUGUAAAAAAGACUAUAAGUGUGGGAAAUCUGAAGUAUUUAAACAUAUGUCUUCUAUGAAGCACAAAAGAAAUACGACGCAGCCACCCUCUGAAAAAGUUAUAAAAAAGGUGGGGAGUAAUCAAAUGAUGAAGUUUAGGGGUUUGCUAUGCCCAGUAGUUACACCAUUCGUUAAAGCUAGGACUAAAGAUGUAUGUUACGAUUUGAUUAAACCAUAUGUUAAAUUUUUAAAAGCCUGUGGUGUAAAAGGCGUUCUAGUAAAUGAUGUUUUGGGAGAAGGCAUGUCUCUAACUAUUAGUGAAAGAAAAAAAGUUUUGGAGUAUUGGUGUAAUUAUUGUAAAGAAUAUGGUAUAUUUGUAAUGGUCCAAAUUGGUGGAGCUCCAUUGAGAAGUGUUAUUGAGUUGGCAAUGCAUGCUGAGAAAACCGGUGUUGGAGCAGUUGUGCUUUUACCAGAUCUGUACCACAGGCCACAAACCCAUUUAGAUUUAAUUCGUUAUAUUAAAACAGUUUCCCAUAAUACUGGUUCAAUGCCAGUGCUCUAUCAUCAUUAUCCUAAAUAUACAAAUUUAAAUAUUGACAUGAAAAAAUUCUUGUUGGAUAUAACAGGGGAGGUUGACACAUUUGUAGGACUAAUAUAUACAACAGGAGAUUUACAAGAAACUGUAUCUGUCAUGGAAUUAAAUCCAGAGAAAUUUAUUGUCUUUAUGGGAACAGAUGAAGGUAUGUUAGGAGCUGUUGCAAGUGGCUUCACUUGCGUUAUGGGUAACAGCUUAAAUAUUUUACCUAAGCUUGCUGAGUCAAUAUGUUCAUGUAUGGAAAACGGCGAAAUAAAGAGUGCACAGGCAUCACAGACACUACUCACAAAAGCUAUUACAAAUAUUUAUAACCAUGGAGAAAUGGUUCCAACAUUAAAAGCCGCUAUGAGCAUUAUUACAAAAUUACCCAUGGACACAGUAAGGGAUCCAUUACAAACGCUCUGGGAUGGAACUGUGUCUAAAAUGAGAGAAAAAUUAAGAGAAAUCGGUAUUAUAUAAGAAUUGUAGCCUAGAAUACUGUGUAUUUAAAUAUCAAGAAUCUACAUUCAAAUGUAAUUUUAUAAACCUAAACAACUUUUUUGGAACACCUACAAACAAAUUUUUAUAUUUUAAGUAUUAGCUUGUAAGGGAUGUUCAAAAAGGAAAUGAGUUGUUGUUUUGAUCAAUUUUUUCCUUAAAAUAUCUGAAAAUAUCACUGAAGUUCAGUGUAAUUGUGAUUAAAUGUCAUAAAAAAUACUUUUUUUACAUAUAAAGAAACUUAAUAUAAUUUUAAAUGUAAUAGUUGUUCUAUUUAUUUUCAAAGAUGACAGGCAUAUUUUUAAAUAAUUUAAA
Molecule: messenger RNA, 1859 nt
Organism: Sitophilus oryzae (rice weevil)
Lineage: Eukaryota; Metazoa; Arthropoda; Insecta; Coleoptera; Curculionidae
Product: N-acetylneuraminate lyase-like
Exons: 8
Coding region: 102-1526 (474 amino acids)
Biological process (GO): N-acetylneuraminate catabolic process
Molecular function (GO): N-acetylneuraminate lyase activity; 4-hydroxy-tetrahydrodipicolinate synthase activity
Source: RefSeq, a predicted model, not a curated record